Mya arenaria is the source of this 10658-nucleotide messenger RNA. RefSeq lists its product as uncharacterized. The record is from RefSeq and is a predicted model, not a curated record. Gene Ontology annotation, molecular function: protein kinase activity. Gene Ontology annotation, biological process: protein phosphorylation. The coding region runs from base 170 to 5062 and encodes 1630 amino acids. Lineage: Eukaryota; Metazoa; Mollusca; Bivalvia; Myida; Myidae. The transcript has 16 exons.
GAAUAAACCAGGAAGUAAUUUUUGUUUACUUUUAAAAUGCCAACCUCUGUAAAUAGUAAUUGAUUUUGAGUAAACAUUGAGUGAGAUAUAAAGCCAUAGAAUACAUCCAUGCCACUCAAAUUCAGCCACUCAGAAUGAUGGGAAGGAUUGCAGAACUGAGUGAAUCACCAUGGAUGAGCAUCUAGCAUUCAACGGAAAAGCUGGGAAGCUCGACGAACGUGUAUUUUCAAAGCUGAAAUUACUAUGCCGGCCUGUCAAAGCAGCACAUGACAACGCACAACAAGGCAAUGAAACAACGCUUGUUUCACAAGAUGAUGUCCCUUUGUACAACACACGUCUUGUUAUACGCACGGUUGAAAAACCUUGGGCGGGUGAUCUCCCUGCGGAAGAAAUAGAGAAUAACCUGGAACAGAGAAUUCUACAUUAUGCAAUUGUUCCCCAAGUGGCCUACUACAGAAAUGAACAGACUGUAAGCUUCGUUGCACCAUUCUUCAGAGGGGGGAACUUGGAUGAAGUAAUACAAAAAGAAAGAGAAAAAGCAGCAGAGAUCGCAACGGAAAGACCAUCUGAGAGAAAACCGGAAAUAGCAGCUGAAAGACCGCAAACGUUAAAAUGGAAGGAUAAGUUACGAAUACUUUACCAAAUAUGCCGGGCCAUUGAAUAUCUUAAUCAGCCACCAAAAUGUGAAAGAAAACCUGUAUCCCAUGGCAACAUUUGCAUGCAAAACGUUCUAUUGGAUGAGCAGAAGAACGCCCGAUUGUUAUUUCUUACACCAAAAUCGGUCGAAGGAGGAGUUGGGGAGGAACAGUUUCAAGAGGACAAAAACAAAGAUGUGCAAGCCUUCAAACAAUUGGCAUACGACAUCCUUCAACAAAGUACGAAUAAAGCAGCAUCAGAUGUUCUUGCACAUAUACAAAAGACUGUUACCAUGACAGAUAUAAAAAAAGAAUUGAAGUCGGAUCUCAGAGGAAUGGGUAUCAACUGGUGGACCCCAUCGCAAGACAAUGGAAAAAAGAAAGACAAGUGUGAGAUUUGCUGCGUAAAUAAGCCCGAGAAGACUUUUGACAAGCUUACACAUGAUGGAUUGUGUGGUUCCCAAAUACAGAUGUGCGUUGGUUGUUUGUGGAACUGGCAAUACAAUCCCAUCAAGUGCCACUCUUGUGAUCAAGACAAAAUACGGUCCCCAGUCGGUGAUGGCUGGGGUGCCAUUCUCAUAGCGGGCACAGAUGGAAAGCAGGACAUAACAAAACGUUUUGAAGACGAUAUAGAAAAGCUGAAAGAUAGAGUUAUUACAAAAGCGACUUUAAUGGGUGUAAUGAACAAUGUUGUCACAGUAAAGAAAUCUAAUACAACAUACGGUGAACAAUUGGAGAAGGCGUUCAACAAUUUUGAUACACCAGAGAUCAGCACCAUCGUAUUAGUUUAUUCGGGUCAUCAUGGGGAUGGAAACUUUCAACUAGAUACUUAUACGCUGACAGACAGUGAGCUUGAAAAGAAAAUCAACUGUCUUAAACAUGUGACGAAAGUAAUUGUAUUUCUGGAUUGCUGUCACCCAAAGAAGCUUAAUCUGGGCGACAAAGCGGUAUUGCAGAUUAAUGGCGUAACAAGCCAGCAAAAAGCUAUAUGUGGACAAACAGGUAGCCAGUUCGUAAAUGACAUUAUUGAUGUAUUGACAAAGCCCUGGGAAUGUAAGUGUUGCAAAAAUACACCUUUAAUAAGAGAUUAUGACAUGCACAGGUAUUUCAAUAACCACCCUUUCAAUGCGUCGACAGAACCGUCACAACAUUCAUACACACAAGGGGACAUUGACCACAUUCUUACGUUUAGACCGGUCGACUCUGGAUGGAUGAAAGCGUUGGACGAAUCAUUAGAAAGCAGCCCAGUGCAAAAAUUGAGAAAUGAGUUAUUUAAACUGUACAACAAAAAUACAAGCACAUUGCGUAUUAGGCUUGACAUCGAUGAGGCAGUUGAAAAGGUAUAUGAAGAGCCUAAACUUACUGUAAAGGAAAUUGGCAAAGAUAAAGAGGAUGAUCUAUCUGAAGUAAAUGACAUUUUUCGAAACAAAGAGGGCACAAUGGCUAAAACGAUAUUUGUUGAAGGCGAGCCCGGCUCGGGUAAAUCUUCACUGUGUAAGAUGAUCGUUCAUGAUUGGUGUGAAACAAAACAUGAUGGAAGGACUGAAACCGAAGGACACGAACUAUUAAGUCGGUUUGAAUUUGUGUUUUACAUAAUUCUCCGUGAGGCAAAGGAUGAAUGCCAGGUUAAGAAAAUGAUACUCAAAAACAUCAUAAAUAGGAUUGGAUUAGACAAUCCAAGCACAGAAGAAUUGCUAGGAGAUGUUUUGAAAUCCAACACAUGUCUGCUACUGCUUGAUGGUCUAGACGAAUGGCAGCACCCUGAAAGAUGCUUUUUCGAUGAAAGAAUUCCCCAUGUCGAAACAAGAUGGGAAAAUUGCAUCAUACUAAUCACCACAAGGCCAUACAAAAUGGCUGAGCUGAAAAUAAGCCGCUCUCGGAUUGGAAAACACGUGAUGUUGAAAGGAGUGUUGAACCCAGAAAGGCUGAUUGAGAAAGUGGUAUCUAGUUUGAAUGCAUUUUACGAGAGAGGACAGUCCCACGAUGCAAAGGGCUCAAAAGUACCACUGAAUCACAAAAUAUGUAUCACUGAAAUACAAAAUAAAAAUAUGUCGCAUUUCGGUGAAUAUCCGAUCAUGUUAGUUCACAUCAUCUGGCUUUGGUACAAGGGAAAGCUUGCGGUUGAUAUGAAACAGUCUGAACUUUACGAAUCAUUGUUGAAUGAACGAUGGAAGGAAUCCUGUGGCAAGAGAGAAUCAGCUGGAUCUAAAUACAUUGACGUGAUAUAUGCCCUGAGCAAAAUAGCCUUUCAAAAGUUAUUUUCUAAAGAUGAACAUAGUACAAUUGUAUUUGAAAUAGAUGAGAAGAAGAAUCCGAAAAUCGAAAUUCUAAAAUCGUCGCUUAAAUCGGGCAUCCUAUCCUGCUCGAAUGUUCCAGGUGAUUUUCAGCAAUACCACUUCUUGCACAAAACUGUUCAAGAAUACCUAGCGGCGCUGUAUUUAUCAAAAUACUUUGAAAAGUGUUGUUUGCAUAUCAAACAAACAUACAAAAACAACAGAAGAGAAAGCGGAAUAAGCUUGUCCCAGAUGUUCCUUUUCCUUUGUGGUUUAAAUUCAAAAGCUGCCGAAAAACUUUCAAAAGUAAUGAAUGAGCUGUUCACGGACUUUUGCGAUAGAGAAGGUUAUAAUGAAUGGGACUUGCAAGUGUUUCAGGAUAAUAUCCUACAAGGUACAAUUGAGCUAGAAAGGAGCGACAUACCUAGGGGGAAGUUGUGUUUGCAGCACAUAUAUUUAACUGAGUUCGACGAACUUGGAAGAGAUGAGAAGAAGGCAACUGCCCUAACACAUUAUGUAACGACAAACCAAUCAUCGGUUAUAUCAUUGCAUAUAGACGACGAGAACACCAAAAAUGCAUUACAUUUAGGGAAGAAAAGCGACAACAAAGUUCUUGAUUUAAGGAAAUUCAAGAGUCUAAAGUACUUACAUUUAAACAAUACAACUUUCAAAGAUGUCACUGGUUUGAAUUUGAAUCAUUUAGUAGAAUGCAGGAUCAUUUUCAUAACUCCACAGCAAGCUCCGAGACUCACAUCAACAUUCUAUAAAUCUAAUAUCAAAUGCAUGAAAAAGAUGAAAAAACUUAUAUUGUCAAAUUUGACAGAUUUGAACUGGCUAAAUGAGGGGUCAGAAAUCAAGGGAAUUAUUGAUAUGCGACGCCUUGCAAACCUUAAGCACCUUACCGAUCUUGGAUUAGACAAUCUGCCUUACUCCGACGUGGUGAAUCUGCACGAGUUGAGACUACACAUGCUUAUGGUAACAUUCAAUGAGCUACAGCAAGCACCACAGCUUAUGUCAACGUUAUCCGCACAUGGAACAUGUCAGAAUAAACGGGAAGGAUUUUUCUCUCACCUGAAGGACGUACACCUGAAACAUAUCCGCAUGUCAGAGGAGCAGUUUAGACGACUAGUGCAGUCUUUCAUAAAAGCGGGAGGUACGUCAUUGCAGAUGUGGGACUGUUCAAUAGAACCGGAAGAGAAUGCAACACACCUUCAGAAUGAACGCGAGCAGCAGGUAGUAGCAUCUGAGUGUACAACAAACAUUUAUGUUUUGUUUGGUAACAUCACUGUAGAGGGGUUUAUUCGGCUAAUUGACUACGUGACCAGAUGCGGUCAAUCCGUGGAAUUUGAAUUGGUCGAGACAACACUGAAAUCAAACCCUGCUGUUGAAAAAACAGCCUUUCCGAUGGUGGCUCCACAGCCUAUCUCAGCUGAUAAUACCACGAAGUUGGAACUAUUUAAGAUCGACAUGUCAACAGAACAAUUUUGUCAAAUCGUCGGUAGGAUGAAUCAACUCAACCAUUCAGUAACAUUAAGAUUAAAUAGAUGUACCGAAAUAUCAGACGACUACAAUCCGCUUACGAAUCAGAUUGAGCCUCCACCAAGCCCGUCUCAAGACUGUACCAAACAUAUUAAGAUCGAAAACACGGACAUAUCGGAAACAUUGUGUGUGUAUGUUGCUACCAGUGCUAUUUAUUGUGGAUACACGUGUGAUAUAUCAGAAUGUAAUAUACUGCCCAGUGAAGUGCCGCAUGCAUAUAAUCUUCACUUUCCCCAGAUGGCUGCCAUCCACUCACCUGCUCAAACAGCAAAACUCAGAUUUCAUAUCGUAUCAAUACCACAGGAUGUAGUUGAGCGUCUCGCCAGCCAAGCGGCAAUAGCUGGACAUUUGGUUGAGUGUGUGUUAGACUGGUGUAGUGUAAGUCCUCCCCCGGAUGUCAGGUUGUUGAAGGAAAAGAUGGAGAGAAACCCUGCCAUUCAGAUCGAGAAAUUCAAGUUUGAGCCAAACAACGACGACAGGCCUAACUCGUUGUAUCCCGAAGGUUAUAAACGUGACCAAAUAUGGGACAUUCGUUUUAAAACAACCGCAAAGAAGUCUACACUCACUGAGUCCACUGCAGGGAAGCCUGAAGUCACGGAAUGUACACGCAUGUAGAAAGGACGUUGGAAUGUUUGACCACAUGCGAUCAUCAUGGAGAGAACAUUCAUGCAAAGUGUAACGUGAAUUGUGUAGACACUUUGCAUGGAUGCUCUCUCAAUCUCCCGAUUGCAUGAAUCGGGAGACUGAGAGAGCAUUCAUACACAGUAUAACGCAAGAGACAUUUUGUGCCUGAAAUGGGGGGACGGAAUUGAUUUGGAGUUAUUUUUGUAGAUGCUUCAACGAGUUAUUUAGGGUGAGUUCCUGUAAAUACUUUCUUUGACAGUGUUUUCACAAUGUAUAGAAAUGUUCCUUUAUUUGUAUCAUUUGCACCCAUUUUUAAAAGAACGUAUGAAAGAUUGACAAUGAUAUAGGUUCUUUAUUAUAGGAUGAAACAGCUAUACUUUCUUAAUUAUAACAUUUCCUUUUGGCACCCUUUAUCAAGUUUUCUUCUUUAUUUUGGCCCCCUUUAUAAACAGUUAUCUUUUCCAUUUGGCCCCGUUUAUCAAGAUUUAUCUUUUUCUAUUUGCCCACCUUUAUCAAGAUGUAUAUUUUCCAUGUUGGCCCCUUCAUCACGUGUUAUCGUUUCUAGUUGAUCCCCUUUUUCAAAAUGUUCCUGACCAUUUCGCGUAAGCGUUUACAUAUGGCCUCCAUAAUCAAGAAUGCUUUUAUCCAUUUAGCCCCCCUUUAUCAAGAGUUAUCUUUUUUGUAUGGCCUCCAUUAUCAAGAAUGCUAUUUUCCAUUUGGUCACCUUUAUCAGGAGUGAGAACGAUCGGUGGAACAGCCAAACAUUUAACUUUGAUCAUUUUAUAAAUGAAUCACUCUGAUGUAACAAAGACGCCAUUAGCCAUACUUUUUUGAUAUUGAUAUGUCUUAUUUACGUUAUUGACUGUAAGAUGUGUGUGUAUUAUUGAUUUGGUAUUAACCAUAAUGCUUGUAAAAGUAUGUUUGUCGUUUUGAAGGUAUUACGAAAAAUAUUUAUCCUUUACUUAUUGAUUUGAGUUAAACCUGUUAUUGUGUAUUGUUUGAGAUUCUACAUGAACAACAGAACAAACAAUUGACAAUGUAUGUGUUCUUGGAUACCUACGUUUGUAUGUAUCAUUGGUUUCAAUAACGUCCGGAGGCUGACAUGAGACAUUUAUAAUAAUACAAAGCUUCCAUAUAGAGAUAUGAGUAAUCGAACGAUUGAAUGUAUACCUCUCUUUCAUAACUACAUUUAAAUAUCAUAGAAUAAAAAUAGUGUGUUUUCAGAUUACUUAUACAAUAUGCUACAACAAAGGAAAGGAAACAAGCAAACGCGUAUAUGACAUACUGUCUGUUAUAUACGUUUUCCAUGAAUUAUUUUUUUCUCUUUUAUUUAUACACUCAUGAACAUUGUUUCAUUAUCCUUUUUCAGUCAUUAUAUAUUGAUACAGAAAUAAUUGUUCAUAUUCAUAAGGUCUGAUCAUAACAUAAUUAUGAUAGUGUGAUGUUUGCUUUGUAUAUCUUAUAAAUAUGUUUUUUGAAUCUACGAUAUUUUAAAUUAAAAAAACACAAAAAAAUGAAAAAUAGUUCAUUCGUCUGUACACGUUUUCUGUCAUUGUUUAUUUAUAUAAUUGUUUGCUUUGUAUAACUUGUAAAACUGUUUUUUGAAUGAACCAAAGAUAUUUUGAAUGAAAAAAACACACGAACAAAUAAAAAAAUAGUUCGUUCUUUUGUACACAUUUUCUUGGAUUUUUUUUAUUUUAACUAUUACUUACAAGACUGUUAACCUUAGGUUUGUAAUUUCUAUCAAUUGUAGUAUUCCCAUGUAAGUUUAUUUAUUCAAAUAAGUAAGAGGUACGUGAAAUUAACGAUCCUUGCAUGAUCUUUUUUAGCAUUGCAUAACCUGUGAAAAUGUUGUAUGGAUACAUAAUUGAAUUCAUUACGAAAAACGUUACAUGAAGAACUUUAAGAAAUUAAUAUGUGCACGUUUCCUGAAAUUUACUUAUUAAGAAUAUUUCUGCAUAUAAUUGUAAACCUUUGUUAUUCAUAUCAGUUGUAAUAUGCCCAUGUAAAUAAGUACAUUGUUCAUUUAUUCAACUUAUUAGACGGUACAUGUACGUACUGAUCAUUGAUUGUUUUGUAUAUUACUUUGUAUAACUUAGUAAUUGCAUGAGUUAUUGUUUUCUUAAUGAAAAAGAUACAUUGACAAAUGAAGAUGACGGUACAAGAACGUGAGUUAAGUUUAUUCACUUUUCAUUGUAAUAGGAUAGUGCUCCUGUAUUGAAUACUGUAAAUGUCACAUGAACGAAGGUUAAUGGUGUCUGUUAUGUAAUUUCAAUUCUCAAGUUUAUUACUAUAAUGUUCAAUUACUAAACGUAGUAGACAUUACAUGAAUGCAUAUUGAUUGACACCAUAUGGUGGCUGAUAUGUAUUUACUUUCCAAUUUUAAUAAUUAUAGUGUUCAAUUACUGAGCUAAAUAGACGGAACAUGAACGUAAGGAAAUGGUGUAGAUGGAACAUUUACGUAAGUUAAUGGUGUCUGCAAUUUAUUAACUUUUUCCAUAUUAAUUACGAUAUUGUUCACUUAUUGAGCCAAGAAGACGUAACCUUAACGUAAGCUUAUGGUGUCUGCAAUUUAUUUACUUUUCAUAAUGAUUGCUUUUUGACAUGGUGUUUUAAAAAAAGAAAAAAAAGGCAAAUGUGUUUUUUAUCGAAAUAUGGCCAAAUUUUAACUGUCUAGGCCACAAUCGUCUACAAGUUUCAAAAUGAUGAAAGUGCACAUUUUUAUUCAAUCUUAUAAAAUUCAUAACAGAAAGAUAUAUUUUUAAUCGAUAAAGUCAAGUAUUUCCAAUCAUGAAUUAAGUAUCGUGCAUUGGAAACUUUCAAUCACCCUUAUUGUUUAUUGAAAUGUUGUAAAAUAUAAGUGCUACAAGCAUCCUGUGUUAAUGACCUCUGAUAUAGACUCAAUGCAUGGAUAAAUAGUUUUAAGUCUAUGUAUGGAUGGUGUGUAAUUAUUCCGUUUGGGAUUGUGUGUAAUAGUUAUAUGUAUGGAUGUUGUGUAAUAACGCCAUGUAGGGCGUGUGUGUAAUAAAUAUUUCUCCCACCUGAGAUAAGUAGAUCCAAUAAUUUAACCAUGCUAGAUAUUCUUAUCUUGCCCACGGGCGAAGAUAAAAUGCCCGUAUGGAACUCUUUUUACCACAUUGUAAUUACCUCCCUUGUUGAAGACUGUCGUCAGUAGCAUCAAGGAAAUCUUGUCUUAUGGUAAUAUUUAGAACGCUAAUUAAUUAUUUCUCGCUUCAGAUGUCACCAUGAAACAGUUUUCAGGCACCAUUCAAGAAAUAAUGCUUCAUUCUCCUUAGAACUAUUUAAAAAGACCGAUUUGACUAUUAACAUUAACUGGAUCACUGCGCGUAUAUCCAUGACAACCAUGUGCUAUCGUACAUCCAUACGCAAUUAUUUUCACUAAGCAAAAAGGACUUCCAGCAAAAUAUACAUUUUUACUUAAUUUUGUUUAACUGAGGUGGGAGAAAAAGCAUCCACCAUAGACGCUCGUAUAAGAUAGGUUCAUCCCGACCCUCGCGCAGGGUGUUUUGCGGAAACUCGUUAAACCUCGUUUCCGCAAAACACCCUACGCUCGGGUCGGAAUGAACCUAUCUUACCCUCUCGGCCAUGGAAGAUACUUAUAAUCUACGAAUGGUGUGCAAUAACUCGGUAUGAGUUAUAAUUUGUAAACACUUGUAUGUAUGGAUGAUGUGUAUUAACUCUGUGAUUGGAUGGUGUGAAAUAACUCUAUGUAUGGAUGGUGUGUAAUAACUCUAUGUAUGGAUGGUGUGUAAUUACUCUGUGUAUGGACGGUGUGUAAUAACUCUAUGUAUGGACGGUGUGUAAUAACUCUGUGUAUGGAUGGUGUGUAAUUACUCUGUGUAUGGACGGUGUGUAAUAACUCUGUGUGUGGAUGGUGUGUAAUAACUCUAUGUAUGGAUGGUGUGUAAUUACUCUAUGUAUGGAUGGUGUGUAAUAACUCUAUGUAUGGAUGGUGUGUAAUAACUCUAUGUAUGGAUGGUGUGUAAUUACUCUGUGUAUGGACGGUGUGUAAUAACUCUAUGUAUGGACGCGGUGUAAUAACUUUAUGUAUGGAUGGUGUGUAAUUACUCGGUGUAUGGACGGUGUGUAAUAACUCUAUGUAUGGACGCGGUGUAAUAACUUUAUGUAUGGAUGGUGUGUAAUUACUCGGUGUAUGGACGGUGUGUAAUAACUCUAUGUAUGGAUGGUGUGUAAUUACUCUGUGUAUGGACGGUGUGUAAUAACUCUAUGUAUGGACGCGGUGUAAUAACUUUAUGUAUGGAUGGUGUGUAAUUACUCUAUGUAUGGACGGUGUGUAAUAACUCUAUGUAUGGACGCGGUGUAAUAACUUUAUGUAUGGAUGGUGUGUAAUUACUCGGUGUAUGGACAAUGUGUUAUAACUCUGUGUAUGGACGCUGUGUAAUAACUCAAUGUAUGGACGGUGUGUAAUAACUCUAUGUAUGGACGGUGUGUAAUAACUCUAUGUAUGGACGCGGUGUAAUAACUUUAUGUAUGGAUGGUGUGUAAUUACUCGGUGUAUGGACAAUGUGUUAUAACUCUGUGUAUGGACGCUGUGUAAUAACUCUCUGUCUGGACGGUGUGUAAUAACUCUAUGUAUGGACGGUGUGUAAUAACUCUUAUAUGGACGUUGUGUAAUAACUCUAUGUAUGGAUGGUGUGUAAUAACACUGUGUAUGGACGGUGUGUAAUAACUCUAUGUAUGAACGGUGUGUAAUAACUCUAUGUAUGGAUGGUGUGUAAUAACUCUUAUAUGGAUGGUGUGUAAUAACUCUUAUAUGGAUGGUGUGUAAUAACUCUUAUAUGGAUGGUGUGUAAUAACUCUUAUAUGGAUGGUGUGUACUAACUUUAUGUAUGGACGGUGUGUAAUAACUCUAUGUAUGGAUGGUGUAUAAUAACCCUAUGUAUGGAUGGUGUGUAAUAACUCUAUGUAUGGACGGUGUGUAAUAACUCUAUGUAUGGACGGUGUGUAAUAACUCUAUGUAUGGAUGAUGUGUAAUAACUCUAUGUAACGAUAGUUAACAUUAACUUUAUAUAUAAAUUGUGUGUAAGAACUAUGUGUAUCAUUGAUUGUUCGAACUAUAUGUGUUGAUUGUGUGUAAUAAGUAUAUGUACGGACGAUGUGUAACAACUAUGUAUGAAGUGUGUGUAAUAACUAAAAUGAAGUUUGGUACAAAAUCUGUUGAAAUCUUUUUUAGUUAAAUUUGUUUAACUCCUAAGGCCACACCAAAUUGAUAUUUCGUUCCGCGGAUUUACCGCUCCUAUUUUUUUGAAAAUGUAAAAAAAAAUAUUUUUAUUUUUUUAGUGCGCCCGCACCUCCAUUUUGAUCGCCAAGUAGAUUUUUUUUCAGGUAAUAAUUUAUUUAAAGGCUAAAAAUAAUCAAGUAUCUACGCUAGUUUUCGUGUUUUUGUAAAGGGAAGUUACCGAUGCGUAGUGUUUUUAUACUGUAUAUCGAUCGGUUUAGCAUGGGUUUCAAUAAAUUCAAUCAAAAUGGCGGCUUCCGGUAUAAACAAUGUGGCUCGAAGUUUGGAAAUUAAAUCUUAUUUGUUACAAUAAAUAUGUUUUAAGCA